UCCCUCGCCCGCACGCAUUUCCUCUGACUUAGGGCCUUCUUCUCACUUCGCUUCGCGUACCUAGGCGGAAGAGCUGGCUUGCGGACCGCUCUAGGUUUCCUGGAGGAUCACUCCUCUAUUGCCCCAGCAACGGCCUUACGCUUCUCCUGCGCCUCGCGGUGACGUGAUCAUUUAGCGUGUCCCGGGCUCUGAGCGUAGCUGGUAACUGUUCUCAGCAUGGGGCUUUCGGAGGUGCUCGGGCCGGUGUCCAGGUUCAAUUCAUUCAAGAGGACACAGAUUAUACUACAACAUUUAUCUUGUCCAUUCUAGAAAAAAAAAAGUUUUUCUAGGGAAUGGCUAAGCACACAGAUUCAGAACCAGAGGUGUUCUUGGAAAGAAAAGGCUGUGCAGGAGUGAUAACAUUAAACAGACCAAAGGCUCUGAACUCACUGAAUCUCUCCAUGAUACGACAGAUUUAUCCACAGUUAAAGAAAUGGGAACAAGAACCAGAAACUUCUUUGAUAAUUAUAAAAGGAACCGGAGGAAAGGCUUUCUGUGCUGGAGGUGAUGUCAAAGAUCUGACAGCCAUAUUUGAGGCAGGGAAGACAAAACAGAAAAUGGCUCAGGAGUUCUUCAAAGAAGAAUAUACUCUGAACAGUACCAUUGGUACUUGUCAGAAGCCUUAUGUUUCACUUAUUGAUGGAAUUACAAUGGGUGGAGGUGCUGGUAUCUCGGUUCAUGGGCAUUUCCGAGUGGCUACAGAGAAAACACUUUUUGCUAUGCCAGAAACAGCACUAGGACUUUUCCCUGAUGUGGGUGGAGGUUAUUUUCUACCACGGCUUCCAGGAAAACUUGGUUACUUCCUCGCACUCACAGGAUUCAGAGUGAAAGGUAGAGACGUCCAUAAAGGAGGAAUUGCUACGCACUUUGUAGACUCUGACAAGUUGACUAUGCUGGAGAAAGAUUUGUUGGCCCUGAAAUCUCCUUCAAAAGAAAAUGUGGCAGAAGUCUUGGAUACUUACCAGAAGAAGUGUAAAGUUGAUCAAGACAAACCUUUCAUACUUGAGGAGCAUAUGGACAGUAUUAACAGCUGUUUUUCGGGAAGUACUAUGGAACAAAUAAUUCAGAAUUUACAAGAAGAUGGUUCACCUUUUGCACUUGAGCAGUUGAAGGUAAUUAAAAAAAUGUCUCCAGCCUCCUUAAAGAUCACGUUAAGACAGAUGAUGGAGGGGUCUUCAAAGAGCCUACAAGAAGUGUUAAUUAUGGAAUAUAGACUGACUCAAGCAUGCUUGAGAGGCCAUGACUUUUAUGAAGGUGUUCGAGCAAUUUUGAUUGACAAAGACCAGAACCCUAAGUGGAAGCCAGCCACAUUAGAAGAAGUAACUGAUGAAUUUCUGAAUGACUGCUUUAAGUCACUGGGAAGCGAUGAUCUCAAAUUUUAACUGCAAUGACUCACCUUUCUCAGAGCUAAUUAUGAGCGGACAAGUAAGAAAAAUGGAAAGUUGACACUCUUUGGAUUGGAAAAUCAUCUCAGUUUGACAUGGCAGGUCUAUUUUUUUGAUUGUGUGAUAAUCUAUUCAUUGAUUAUCUUGUAUAGUAUUUUAUGCGGACAAUAUUGAAUAAAGAUUCUUGAAAAG
Messenger RNA from Dromiciops gliroides (monito del monte), 1616 nucleotides. RefSeq names its product 3-hydroxyisobutyryl-CoA hydrolase (gene HIBCH). Gene Ontology annotation, biological process: L-valine catabolic process. The record is from RefSeq and is a predicted model, not a curated record. Gene Ontology annotation, cellular component: mitochondrion. Gene Ontology annotation, molecular function: 3-hydroxyisobutyryl-CoA hydrolase activity. The transcript has 16 exons. NCBI's taxonomy places the organism in Eukaryota, Metazoa, Chordata, Mammalia, Microbiotheria, Microbiotheriidae. Bases 333 to 1421 code for a protein of 362 amino acids.